Lindgomyces ingoldianus is the source of this 1114-nucleotide messenger RNA. RefSeq lists its product as uncharacterized. The record is from RefSeq and is a predicted model, not a curated record. Lineage: Eukaryota; Fungi; Ascomycota; Dothideomycetes; Pleosporales; Lindgomycetaceae. The coding region runs from base 386 to 1021 and encodes 211 amino acids. The transcript has 2 exons.
GCAAGGUACAUAUCUCAUUUCUCGACUCUGGUGAUAUUGCAAUGGGUAGUGUAAUAUCAUGCGUGUGAUUCCAGAAUUCUCAGGGUUUUUGGUUAUCAUUUGGUGUGUCAUGGACGAGGUAUAGCGGGUGGAGAAGAGCGCGGAACGGAGGGCGGUGAGAUGCUAUGGUUCGGAGAACCUGGGGUAAAGAGCGCGGAGUAUACGGAAGCCUUCUGGAUCUGAUGCAGGAAAAUGUUGCGUACGUGGUGCCAAUGUGCCAAUCAGGGAUGCCCGGGAGGACUGGUGGUCAUAGCAGCGCUAUUAUAGGAGGAGGUUGUGUUGAAGGAGGUGGCAACGGGGACAGCGCUGUUCAUGACAGGUGCUUGGCCAGGUGGUGCUACGCGACAUGCACUCUCGAGCAGUCAGCUUGCGGCGUGACCUAAGUGUGCCUCGCCAAAGCUACGUUGAGAAGAACGUUGAGAAGGUUGAAGGAGAAGGGUCCGAAUCCUUUCGACACGGGUAUAUCCAGCCAUCAGAAAGAUCGAAUUGUGAAAACCGGGGCUUGCGAAACGGGUGGUUGGUCGAAUGUUAUUCGAGUCUCUUCGGCUCGGUACGUACUGUGAGAUGCUUGCUCUGCCGCAUCUGCACAUCACUUCGGGCCGUGGCCGCAUGUGUGGGCAUCCAUUGUGCCCGAGUGGUCGUGCUUGGAGAACACAACGGGACGAAGAGAGUAAGACGGGAUCCGUUCUCUCGGGCUUCUCGAAAUACUACGACGAAUUUGAGAAUACGGAAAGCGGUCAGGACCAGAGAUUACAGAGUACGGCACGUUCGUGAUGGCGCGAACCUGGUUUUGGGAUGCGAAUACACUACCAGCACGGAGGUCUCACUCUGCAAGAUCCAGGAAAGCCCUGGGGAAGUUAUUUCGGAAGUUGUUUAUCCAUAUGAACAGAACGAACGGUGCUGCCACGCGGAUAAAAUUGGUGACUGGCGAACGUCAGCAGGGUCCGGAGAGUCGGGUUUGACAUUCUGUGGUGGCCUAUGAUGCGUUGUGUCCAGUUGUCGGGGGUGACAUUUAAUAUGGGAGCGGAGCUUAUAGCCAAGCGCUGACCACCCUCUCGAAUUCAAAGCAAGGAAC